Huiozyma naganishii CBS 8797 is the source of this 1083-nucleotide messenger RNA. It is a transcript of the gene SAS2, whose product is annotated as histone acetyltransferase. The coding region runs from base 1 to 1083 and encodes 360 amino acids. Gene Ontology annotation, biological process: regulation of DNA-templated transcription. Lineage: Eukaryota; Fungi; Ascomycota; Saccharomycetes; Saccharomycetales; Saccharomycetaceae. The transcript has a single exon. The record is from RefSeq and is a predicted model, not a curated record. Gene Ontology annotation, molecular function: histone acetyltransferase activity.
AUGGGUAAAUUGAGUAAAAGUGCUGCGAAGUUUCAGAGACAGAAAUUUGGUGCUUCCAAAAACGUUGCCAAAUCGUCCAAAUCCGUGGAGAAGCGUGUCGCUAAAGACCCGGCUGAUGACCGCCGGGACCAGAGCCAGGGCGCUCGUGCGGAGGAUGAUGGGGAUACACUCUACGGUAUUUUCAAAAGCCCCAAUAUCAAAAAUGUACAGUUUGGUAUAGAUAAGUGUUUCCCAACGUGGUACGGCAGCACGGUGUACUUCGAUAGAAGAACUAUGAAACUGGGCAUAUACCACGAUACACCCUCCGGGGUUGCGUCACCGGCUAAGAAGAAAACGGAGUUAGACACGUUCUGGCUUGACACUUUGUACGUGUGUGAAUACUGCUUCAAGUACACUGCGGAGCGGGAUCCCUUUCUAGGCCACGUAAAGUGCUGUACAUUCAAGCACCGGUCCCCCGGAAGAAUCAAGUACAAGAGUCCAGAGUACACAAUUAGGCGUGUGAAGGGGUUCAAGCACCAGUUGUUUUGCCAAAACCUUUGCCUCUUCACAAAACUAUACCUUGACAACAAGUCAAUGUAUUUCAAAGUGGAGCACUAUGACUUCUACAUCCUCUACCAGACGGGCCUCCACAAGCCGAUGGCCUUCUUCUCCAAAGAAUUGAUCUCGUACAGCCAAAACAACCUGGCUUGCAUCCUGACGUUCCCACCGUAUCAACGCAAAAGACUGGGCUCCCUGCUGAUAGAGUUUUCGUACAAACUGUCACAAGCAGACGGGAUUGUCUCGGGGCCUGAGCUACCACUCUCGCCCUUCGGUCUCGUAGGAUACCUGAAAUAUUGGUCGCGAGUGAUAUGCUGGCAUAUGGUUAACGGGGUGUUUGCAGAUCUGGACGGUGCAACGCUGGAGGAACUGUCUACCGUCACGGGACUCCGCAUCAACGAUCUCAUCACCACUUUGAAGUAUCUACAGUGCGUGGGACCGGACAACAAAAUAUACCUUUCCGUGCUGCGAAACUGGCUCACUGCAACGGAAAAUCGCUCGUUCAAGUUCCAGAUCGAGGACGAAUUCCUGCUUGUGAACGACUAA